Messenger RNA from Brenthis ino (lesser marbled fritillary), 210 nucleotides. NCBI's taxonomy places the organism in Eukaryota, Metazoa, Arthropoda, Insecta, Lepidoptera, Nymphalidae. The record is from the annotation of a GenBank genome assembly.
AUGACAUUUACAAACGAAAGGACAAUACGUGACAAGGUGCUUUACACAAAGGCCUGCAUCUUAAGUCUACAGCUAUUUCGUAAAAGCAAGAAUCUUUGUAAAGAAAAUGUAUGUGGUUAUAAAUCCUUUGUUUCCACAUACAUACGUUCGUGUACGCUGCAACUCGAGACGGUCGGUUGCACAAAUCAAUGUAAUGUGCUGCAAUCUCAA